GCAAUGUGAACCGAUCCGUAUGGCAUUUGACAUUCACUUCAGCAGUUUUCGAAAUGUCACAGACGCCGCAUCAUUCAUUCCGAGAAAACAUACAGCGUUGUGAACACGAAGUCAACAAAUUGAAACUCUUACAUUUUAUCUUACAAUUUAAACUGGAAAUUUACAUUGCAAUUUAAUUUAUCUACGAUUUUGCUGGUAUUUCAUUUCGUUUUAUUUUCGAUUUACGUGCGUUUUGUAUCGAUUUGAUCCGGAGUUCACAUUGAAUUCAAGUCGCCAAAGUUAGGACAAUGGCGAAUCGUUUCAAGCCAUCAAUACCAGCGGAGGGAGAGACGAAAGAUGAAAUUACGACGAUCAAAUGUGCGCUAAAGACAAUCAUUCGCCCACAAUACCAGCAAGCAUUGAUGAGCAAAAUAACGGAUCUGAGUUUGCAAGCCACUUCCAUUUGUGUUUUGGGCUCAUUGCUGUUCUUGUUUGAGGUGCAAAAGGCGUUCGAAUAUAGGCGUCGAGAACAAUAAUUUCGCAUUGUUUGGUGGAAGUGGAGAAGAUAAGAUCAAACUCUGCUUUGAACAAGUGCUAUGGCACAACAAUCAGCCACCAAAACCGAAGUCAAGGUAUAAACCAAGCGGAACAAAGCCACGAGGACCACGAGCAGAGCUGCCACGUAUCGAUCCUGAAUUCAAGGCAAUUGUCGAAGGUCUUGACGACUAUCAUCGUAUCGAUUGGCCCAACAACAAAGAUUUCGGCAAUGGCCUCAAGCAUUUGACCAAUCAGUACACAGAUAACGUCGUCACCAAUCUUGAAACGCAUGCUAACAAACACAUCACCCAGUACUUGAAACUGAAGGUUUUCCAAUGGAACUCAGACGUAGGAGAUGAUGCAGAGAAAUUUUUGCCAAGUGACAUCGCAAGUGUUGUGAAUCUGAUCAUCAAACAAAAAGACAUCAAAGUGCCAAGUCGCGAUCCAAACAAACUCGAACGGUGUAGCGUGUUGUAUGACAUGGUGAACGACCUGAAUGUGUUCCCAGAUAUCGAUCUGCAUGACCUUACAACUGACCCAAAACAUUGGUAUAAGGCCAUGCCAAUGUACCUAUCCAUGCAGCGCGAGAUAGAAGAGUACAAUUCGGAGUGGCCACAUCAGCGCCGACCCAAACGCAAGAAGAGAAAGCGAAAAAAGACAAAAGGAAAAUGGAAACGCAAGCGCAGCCAAAUGCUCGACAACCCAGAUUUUCGGCCAUUGAUUCGAAAUUUAGUAGUGGUGCCGAUGUGUGAUUUCCGGCGUACGCACUUCAGAAUCGAUUGUUCAUCCAUGCACCAGGUGUUGUCUUCGCAAAAAUUGCUACCGAAAGUGGAAAUCGAGAAUAAAAAAGGAACAACAAGCACGAAAACGAUUCAACAAAAGGAUUUCAAUCAUUCGAGAGAUUAUUGGUGGAAUCAGUAUUUUUACUUGCGAAAAAUUCGACGAUUCGUGCGUGCCAAAAAGCAGUUUGACUAUUCCAUAAACACCGAUGGAAUCUCUGUGUCUCUCCAGUACUCGGCCAAAAAGAAGACAGCCAACAAAGAAAUCGACCAAAAAUCUCGCAUCAUUCAGAAGAUUGAGGAUGGCACAAUCAAAAAUUUUUCGGGCGUUGAUACAGGUGUGCGAAGUUGGAAUACCACAACAACACACGACAUUGAAACUGGCAAAGAAACCAACUUUGUAAUGUCGAGCAAGCAAUUCCACUGGCAAACAGGUCAAAAGGUGCGAAAUGCCAAAGCAAAGCGAUGGACCAAAAAUUUCGUCGAAAUGGAGCGCGCAGACAGAGAAAAUCGUGAUCUGUAUCCAGUGAUGCCGUCGCCAAAAGGGUCAAUGUGGCUGAACUACAUCAAACACCGAGUCAAGAUGAUGAAGCAUGGAAUCUGCGCUUACUCGACUGCCAAAUACACUCGACUCGCCUUGGACAAACACAUCAAGAGCAGUAGUGUUGUCGACGAAUGGGUGAAUAAGGUGACCGAUAAGAAACCGACUCUGUUCUUCUUUGGUGCUGAUGGCGAAAUACCACCUGAUAGCCCAAUAAGUAUCAAGAAGCACGUGCGGUGCCCAGGGGUGCGUAAGACUUUGAGGUCAAUAAAGAAGCGCCGAGAUUGUUUCAUACAAUUGGUGGACGAAUGGGGAACAUCUCAAACCGACGCAAGAUGUAUGAAUCGAUUCCAAAACCAGAACAAAGCGGCCAGAUUCAAGAAAUGCCGAUGCGUACCCGACGCCAGAACAUUGCUGCCAACGAAAAUUGUGUCAAAGUUGGGCAAAACGGAUCUAUCGAUCUACCGACAGUUGCAACGCGCCAUGAACGAAGAAGCAUUGGUAGGAGACGAGCGUUUAUUCCCAAAAGUAAAAUGUUACUACAAAAACUGGCGAUUAAACCUCGAAUGCUCUGUGAUUUGGCAUCGUGACGUCGUGGCUGCUAAGAACAUUCUACUGAAAGGACUAUGGACAUUACUGGGACUUCCGAUACCAGAGGCGAUCAAUAGGUAUUGGCGCGAAGCUGCUGAAGCAGCCGCUGCUGUUGCCGCUGCUGCUGCCGCUAGAGCAACCGCUGAAGCAGCCGCUGCUGCUGCCGCCAUCGUGGAUAAUGAUGUAGAAAUGUUCGAGUACGACCAGCAGCCAGCUGAUCAUGCUGUCUAAUCAGCACAUUGCAAACAAAAAAAAAAACAAAUGUAACAUUAGUUAUUAAAGGCUAUCCCGAUCAUGUGGGAUAGUUGCGUUGAAGCAAGUUGACUCCCCAUCUGGUUGAUGUUAACUGCGCAGGAGUACUCUAGUGGGUCGUUUAGAUUAGCUGAACACCCUAUGGUACACUCAUUGCGUAAUCUAAAAAUAAACGCUAAGAAAUAUCCAAAUAAUUAAACGAAAAAAAUGCGUGAAUCGGCUUAAAAGUUUACAUCAUGAUAACUGUUUGGCGAUGCGGGGCCUGGAAUUAUAUCAUUGAUACUCUUGCAGAAAGAUUUUAAAAUUGCAAGGGUGCAGAUCUCGCCAAAAAGUCGAGCGAACUUUAUAUAAUCAUCGUAACGAAAUAGCUCAAAAUUUUUAGUCCUUUUGACCCAAUCCCCGAAUUUAUUAACAUUAUUUACAUCUUCCAUCGCAGAUGGUGCGUGUGGGCGGUAAUGUUUCAUAAUUAUAGGUGGUGUCAUCGCAUGCUGCAAAAGAAUAUUGUUACAAAAAGCAUAUUUUGGUUACAGAUUUUGUAAUUGGAAUAUUUUCAAUUUUAUUUGAAAUACCAAAAAUGCAAUCUUCUCAUUAUAUUCGGGACGUUCGCUCAACAUAACAAAUGCACUCGUAACACCUUGACUAUGACCGAUGUAAAUCAAUUGUUUUUGUCCGGUUUGCAUCAGCACAUAAUCAAUCAUCGCUGGUAGAUCAAAAAAGCCAAUCUCAUGCCAACUGAACUCCCAAAAUUGUUCUUCGUCUGGAUUCAAUUUUGUGUGAUUUCGUGAAAAAGAGUUGCCUCUCGCGUUUGCUAUCCAAACUGGCCAAUGGAUUGAACCAAUGAAUACCAAUACAAUUUAUUAAUUCCAUUUGAUUAUGUAUUAUUUCGUUUAUAAUAAGUUUUACCAUCGUAUCCCCGUUUUUGAAAGAAAUAUCCUGUUAUUAUUUUUAAAAAAAUUAUAUAUAAAAAUAAAAUUUUGUACGAAAAAGAAAAAAA
Molecule: messenger RNA, 3673 nt
Organism: Sitodiplosis mosellana (orange wheat blossom midge)
Lineage: Eukaryota; Metazoa; Arthropoda; Insecta; Diptera; Cecidomyiidae
Exons: 5
Coding region: 997-2658 (553 amino acids)
Source: RefSeq, a predicted model, not a curated record